UUUUUUUAUUCAUUUCUUUUUCUUCUUUUUUCUUUACUUUUCUUACAUUACUAUGCAAACUUAUACAGUAGAACAAGUAGCUCAACAUAACAAUGCCAAAGAUUGUUGGAUCAUUGUUGAUGACAAAGUAUUUGACGUGACUAAAUUCUUAUCUGAACAUCCUGGUGGUAAAAAAGUACUUGUCAAAAUGGCCGGAAAAGAUGCAAGUCAGCAAUUCAAAAACUUCCAUAAUGACGCUAUCAUGCAACGUGUCGGUUUACCUAUGCAAAUUGGUGUCAUUGCUUCUUCUACUCCUGCUACUCCUACUACUUCUGCUACUCCUGCUACUCCUGCUACUCCUGCUACUUCUGCUACUACUCGUUCUAGUCCUGCAACUUAUACUAUCUCGGAUAUAGUUUCGGGUGCUGAAAGCAAAUUUGGUGAAGGUAUUCCUUAUGGUGAUCCCUCUUGGUAUCAAGAAUGGAAUAGUCCUUACUAUAACAAGUCUCAUAUCGAAUUACGAAAGGUCAUGCGUGAAUUUGUCGAUAAGGAAAUCACUCCUUUCUGUCAUGAAUGGAGUGAAGCUAAAGCUAUUCCUCGAUCAGUGGUGAAAAGAUGUGGUGAAAUUGGUAUGUUGGCUGCUAUUUCUGGUGCUGCUUCCAAUCCUUCUGUGGCUUCCUUAUUACCUUAUCCUUUACCUGCUGGUUUGACUACAGAUCAAUUUGAUAUUUUCCAUGAAUUUAUCUGUGUGGAUGAACUUUCUCGAUGUGGUUCUGGUGGUUUGGUUUGGGCUGUCGAAGGUGGUUUAGCUAUUGCACUUCCUCCUGUACUCAAUUUUGGUAGUGAUGAAAUGAAAAAAGAAGUCGUACCUGCUGUUCUUUCUGGUGAAAAAUUCAUUUCUUUGGCUAUUACUGAACCUUCUGCUGGAUCGGAUGUGGCUAAUCUUACUACAAGUGCCAAGGAUGCUGGUGAUCAUUUUAUCUUGAAUGGUGAAAAGAAAUGGAUUACUCAAGGAGCUUAUGCUGAUUAUUAUGUUGUGGCUGCUCGUACUGGUGGUUCAGGUAUGGCUGGUAUCUCAUUAUUACUUGUUCCACGUACUUUACAAGGUGUGAAUGCUCGGGCCAUGGAUUGCCAAGGUAUGUGGGGUUCUGGUACUUCCUAUAUUACCUUUGAAGAUGUCAAGGUACCAAAAACAAAUUUGAUUGGUAAACUCAAUCAUGGAUUCAAAUAUAUUAUGACCAAUUUCAAUCAUGAACGUCUUGGUAUUGUGAUGCAAGCAAAUCGUUUAGCUCGUGUUUGUAUUGAAGAAGCUUUCAAGCAUUCUCUUAAGCGCAAGACAUUUGGUCAACCUUUGAUUCAACAUCCUGUGAUUCGCAAUAAAUUUGGACAUUGUAUUCGUCAAGUGGAAGCUACACAUGCUUGGCUUGAAAGUAUUCUGUAUCAAGUCAAGACUUUACCUCAUGAAACUCAAGCUAAUGUUCUUGGUGGACCUAUUGCAUUACUGAAGGCUCAAAGUACUCAAACAUUUGAAUAUUGUGCUCGUGAAGCUGCACAAAUCUUUGGUGGUUUAGCAUAUACCCGAGGUGGACAAGCUGAAAAGGUAGAACGAUUAUAUAGAGAAGUACGAGCUUAUGCUAUUCCUGGUGGAUCUGAAGAAAUUAUGCUUGAUCUUGGAGUACGACAAACAUUGAAAAAAGUCAAGUUAUAAUAGGUUAUAUAUACAUUUUUUUUUAUCUAUUUCUUUUUGAAUAAACAAUAUUGAUCUACCG
Molecule: messenger RNA, 1748 nt
Organism: Halteromyces radiatus
Lineage: Eukaryota; Fungi; Mucoromycota; Mucoromycetes; Mucorales; Cunninghamellaceae
Product: acyl-CoA dehydrogenase/oxidase
Exons: 8
Coding region: 53-1687 (544 amino acids)
Molecular function (GO): oxidoreductase activity, acting on the CH-CH group of donors; heme binding; flavin adenine dinucleotide binding
Source: RefSeq, a predicted model, not a curated record